This is a messenger RNA of Phalaenopsis equestris, 996 nucleotides long. Its product is annotated as two-component response regulator ORR26-like. Bases 1 to 996 code for a protein of 331 amino acids. The record is from RefSeq and is a predicted model, not a curated record. The transcript has a single exon. NCBI's taxonomy places the organism in Eukaryota, Viridiplantae, Streptophyta, Magnoliopsida, Asparagales, Orchidaceae.
AUGUACUUAAGUAGAAUACAGAAGCAGAAUGAAGUUGGAGAUUUAGCUGGCAAUAUGCAACCUGAUCACUCUUCAGAGAAUCAUUCAGAGAGCGUUGGCUGUCAGAACUCUAGAACUAUCCAUGAAAAUAGUGGAGCUAAUAGCUAUGGGCAGAAAACUCAAAAUUUCCAUGGGCAGGAUAUAAUCCAGGGUUUUCAAGAAAGUGAACUAAACAAAGCAGACUUACUUCCAGUAAAGCUUAAGAAAGAAGAUGUAACAACAGAUGUUCACUUUCAAAAGCCGAAAAAUGCUUCUCAGCCAGAGCAAAUGCUGCCACACAGUGAUCAGAAACAGGACUACGCCUCAAUUUCAAAGCGGAAUGGAUGGCAUGGAAGUGUUCUAUUAAGGCAAUUCAUGCAAUACCCUAAACAUGAUGAGCCAUUUAGCUUCUUGGAACACAAUUCCUACUCUUCACAAACUCAAGUGCCUCAGAUUCCUCUUUGGCAAUUGCAAUGUCCAUCUCUUGUCUCAGUCAAUAGUAGCAUUAAAAAAGAUGAAACUAAAUUUGAUGUAAAACCUUCGAUCGCAAAUUGCAAUGGCCAUCUCAUGAAAAUUUUAUCAAAAGCGGUGUAUGAAGAUGAUCAACAUUCAAUUCAGGUGGAACAUGCUAAUUCUAAAGAAUUUGAAGCAGCAUAUGAACAUAAAAAAUUAAUCAGUUUAAUGGAGCACCACUAUGAGCAAUCUAGAGUCCAUGAUUUGAUUCCUCCUUCAAUACAUCUAGAUACAAAAAAUGAAGCAAGUUUGAUUACAUCAUCUGAAGACUUGAACCAUCAUUCCCUUCAUGGCUUUGGUUUCCUAGAUAAUGUUGGUUUCAAUGGUAUGGAGUUACACCAGCUUAAUGGUUGUGCAUCACUCACUGAACUACAGAGUAAUUGUUAUGAUGAGAUAGAAUUUAAUUAUGAGUACUGGUACGAUCCCUUGGACUACCUUUUGCUAGAUGAGGGCCUUUUUGCGUAA